Helianthus annuus (common sunflower) is the source of this 3650-nucleotide messenger RNA. RefSeq names its product protein argonaute 1. Gene Ontology annotation, molecular function: RNA binding; protein binding. Bases 169 to 3399 code for a protein of 1076 amino acids. The transcript has 22 exons. The record is from RefSeq and is a predicted model, not a curated record. Lineage: Eukaryota; Viridiplantae; Streptophyta; Magnoliopsida; Asterales; Asteraceae. Gene Ontology annotation, biological process: regulatory ncRNA-mediated post-transcriptional gene silencing. Gene Ontology annotation, cellular component: cytoplasm.
AUUUUGAUGGAAUUUACUAAGAAAGAGAAAAGAUAAAAACAAGGGUUUGGCUCUCCUCUCUCUUUCAAUCCUUUUCUCUCUCUCAUAUUUCUAGGGUUUCAACCGCUGAUCGUUUCUUAGAUCUGCACUCUUCCGCCUCCAUCUCUGCCGAUUUCCUAGGUUGACAUAAUGGUAAGGAAGAGGAGAACUGAAGGUCCCAGUGGUGGUGAAAGCUCUGAGCCCCAGGAAGGAAGUGGUGCUCAAAGACAACCAGCACAACAGCAGCAGCAAGGUGGCUAUCAGGGAAGAGGCCAGGGUGGUGGUUAUCAAGGACGAGGGCAGCAGGGUGGUUACCAAGGCGGACAGGGUGGCUACCAAGGCGGACAGGGUGGCUACCAAGGCGGACAGGGUGGCUACCAAGGCGGACAGGGUGGCUACCAAGGUGGACAGCCUCAAGGAGGAAGAGGUUGGGCACAAAGGGGUGGACACGGUGGUCGAGGUGGCGGUGAUCCACAGCAGUAUGCUCCAAGAGGAGCUGCGCCACCUCAGCGACGUGGUGGGCCUGGACCUCAGUAUUCUGGUGGACCUUCUAGGACACCCGUUCCCGAGCUGUACCAAGCAACACAAGCUCCUCAACAGCCUGUGUCGACAUUGCAGCCAGCGACACCUGGAACACCAGUUGAAGUGCAUGCCGAGUCAUCAUCCACUAAGCAGAUGGUGGAUGAGUCAGCGGAUCAGUUGCAGCAGCUAUCAGUGCAGCAAGAAGAACCUAGCCAGUCUGUCGCGCCUGCUUCCAGCAAAUCACUGAGGUUUCCUUUGCGUCCGGGAAAAGGUCGCAUCGGAGAAAGUUGCAUUGUCAAAGCUAACCACUUUUUUGCUGAGCUGCCUGAUAAGGAUCUACACCAAUACGAUGUGACAAUCAAUCCUGAAAUGACAUCACGUGGUGUGAACCGAGCCGUAAUGGCACAACUUGUGAAUCUGUACAGGGACUCUCAUCUUGGGAAGAGGCUUCCUGCAUAUGACGGAAGAAAGAGUUUGUACACUGCUGGACCGCUUCCGUUUGUUUCAAAAGAGUUCAAAAUUACUCUUCUAGAUGAGGACGAUGGUUCCGGCAACGCGAGGAGAGAAAGAGACUUUAAAGUUGUGAUCAAACUGGCUUCACGUGCGGAUUUGCAUCAUCUUGGAUUGUUUUUAGCAGGGAGGCAAGCGGAUGCACCACAAGAAGCACUUCAGGUUCUGGAUAUUGUUUUACGUGAGCUGCCUACUAACCGGUACACUCCUGUGGGACGAUCAUUCUAUUCUCCUGAUCUGGGUCGUAGACAACCACUCGGUGAGGGGUUGGAGAGCUGGCGCGGGUUCUAUCAGAGCAUACGGCCUACACAGAUGGGGCUGUCUUUGAAUAUUGAUAUGUCUUCAACCGCUUUCAUAGAGCCAUUGCCUGUGAUCGACUUUGUCACACAGCUUCUGAACAGGGAUGUUUCUGCAAGACCAUUGUCUGACUCUGACCGUGUAAAGAUUAAAAAGGCACUAAGAGGAGUCAAAGUUGAAGUUACUCAUCGUGGUAACAUGCGGAGGAAGUAUCGAAUAUCUGGUUUAACAUCCCAAGCAACCCGGGAACUUAAUUUCCCAGUUGAUGAAAGAGGUACAUUGAAGUCUGUGGUUGAAUACUUCCGAGAGACAUAUGGGUUUUCCAUUCAACAUGUUCAAUGGCCAUGCUUGCAAGUUGGCAAUACUCAGAGGCCAAACUACUUACCUAUGGAGGUCUGUAAGAUUGUAGAGGGCCAGAGGUACUCAAAGAGGCUAAAUGAGCGACAGAUUACUGCUCUUCUUAAGGUCACCUGCCAGCGCCCCCAGGAAAGAGAAGGGGAUAUUCUCAAGACUGUCAGACACAAUGCUUAUGGACAGGAUCCUUAUGCGAAGGAGUUUGGGAUAAAAAUUAGCACACAGCUAGCAUCUGUUGAAGCUCGGAUUUUACCUCCUCCUAGGCUUAAGUACCAUGACACCGGCCGCGAAAGGGACUGUCUGCCUCAAGUUGGGCAAUGGAACAUGAUGAACAAAAAAAUGGUAAAUGGUGGAACAGUUGCAAAUUGGAUCUGUAUAAACUUUGCUCGGAAUGUUCAAGAUAACAUCGCCCGUAACUUUUGUUCUGAGCUUGCAACAAUGUGCAAAACUUCUGGCAUGGACUUUCAUCCUGAACCUGUGCUUCCUCCAUUUAGUGGCCGUCCUGAUCAGGUUGAAAGAGUCUUGAAAGCUCGAUUCCAUGAUGCCAUGACUAAACUUCAGUCCAACAGAAAGGAACUUGAUUUGCUUAUUGUCAUCUUGCCAGACAACAAUGGCUCUCUAUAUGGUGACCUGAAAAGGAUUUGUGAGACUGAUCUCGGGAUUGUUUCUCAAUGUUGUUUAACAAAACACGUGUUUAGGAUGAGCAAGCAGUACCUAGCUAAUGUUGCUUUAAAAAUUAAUGUCAAGGUUGGUGGAAGGAACACGGUUCUUGCUGAUGCAUUAUCUAGGAGAAUUCCGAAUGUCAGUGAUGUUCCGACAAUCAUAUUCGGUGCUGAUGUCACUCAUCCUCACCCUGGAGAAGAUUCUAGCCCUUCUAUUGCUGCUGUUGUGGCUUCACAAGACUGGCCCGAGAUUACUAAGUAUGCGGGAUUGGUUUGUGCGCAAGCUCAUCGUCAAGAACUGAUUCAAGAUCUAUUUAAGGAAUGGCAGGACCCGAACAGAGGCAAAGUGUCGGGUGGCAUGAUCAAGGAGCUUUUGAUAUCGUUCCGUAGAGCUACUGGGCAAAAACCGCAGCGUAUCAUCUUUUACAGGGAUGGUGUGAGUGAAGGCCAGUUCUAUCAAGUUUUACUUUAUGAGCUCGAUGCUAUCCGUAAGGCUUGUGCUUCAUUGGAGCCAAAUUAUCAACCUCCUGUGACAUUUGUUGUGGUUCAAAAACGGCAUCACACUAGGCUGUUUGCAAACAAUCAUAAUGAUCGUAGAUCCGUUGACAGGAGUGGAAAUAUACUUCCUGGCACAGUGGUUGAUUCGAAGAUCUGUCAUCCUACUGAGUUCGAUUUUUAUUUGUGCAGUCACGCAGGGAUUCAGGGUACAAGCCGUCCUGCUCAUUAUCAUGUGUUGUGGGACGAGAACAGGUUUUCAGCUGAUGACCUGCAAUCACUCACCAAUAAUCUGUGCUACACAUAUGCAAGGUGCACACGCUCGGUAUCCAUUGUACCACCGGCAUACUAUGCUCAUCUUGCUGCUUUCCGGGCAAGGUUUUACAUGGAGCCUGAUACAUCUGACAGUGGAUCCAUGAUUAGUGGUGCUGCUGGUCGUGGUGCGGGUGGUAGAAGCACUCGUGUGCCUGGUGCGAAUGCAGCCGUGAGACCCCUCCCUGCUCUCAAGGAGAACGUCAAACGGGUUAUGUUCUAUUGCUGAAAUCCCAGUGUUCAUAUUUAUGACCUGAUUGGGAUCAAUGUGUUAUGCUUUCUCUGGAUUUAUAUACUGUUUUGCAACGGAGUUACAAAUUGGCAUUUGCUUGGAUGUUUUGUUGUAUGACGUUUAUUUGCUUGGAUGUUUUGUUGUAUGACGUUUAUUUGCUUGGGAUGUUUGGUUGUAUGAUGUUUAUUUGCUUGGAUGGUGGUUUGUAUGACAUUUAUGUUUAAAAAUGGCUACAGGGCUUUUUUCAA